AUGAGUGAACCGGAUUCUAAUCUUUCUGAUAAAAAGAGAGUACGAUUUGCUCCAUUACCUGCUCGCAGACAAUCAGUUCGUAUAAAUGAAGGUAUCGAAUAUCAAGAACCUCAAAAGGAAAAAGAAGAUAAACAAGACGAAGAUGACAGUUUCCAUAGUGACUCUGACUCAUCUGAACAGAAGGAGGUUCCAAAAGAAAUUACAGAAGCGAAAAAUCAAUGGAAUCAAAUUGAUUCUCAACAAAAACAAUUAAAUACCAAUCUUCCAACCGAACAUGGCGUUGGAGGAACAAUUAUAGAUCGCUCUUCCCCAAUAACUUAUUAUGAUGCAUCAAUUUAUUUAAUAAAUCAAUCGAAGGAAAUAGAAUGCGCAGUGCCUGCUCUUAAAUUUACAUCAAAAUCAUGCUUUUGUUUCCCAAAGAAACCUUCUCAAGGCGCAGUUACUGCCUUUGGCGAAGCAUAUAAAAUAUGCAAAAUCGAUUUCAAGGAAGAUGAUUUGGUUCAUCAUAGAAUUCUUACAAGCCUUCACGUAGCAUUAACAGGCAUAUCAACUCCACCUCUGAGGGUUGGUCCUCAUUGGGAAGAUGUUGGUUUUCAAUCAUCAGAUCCAAUAACAGAUCUUAGAGCUUCUGGAAUGCUCGGAUUACUUCUACCUUUAGGAAUGCUUGUGAAAUUUAAAGAAUUUAGCCACAGAAUCAUACGAAUUAGUAGAGGUGACUCACCUUUUCCAUUAAUGGUUGUUCUUAUUGUUUAUACGAAAGAAACAGUUGAAGCAGCAGAAACUACAGAUUUACUUGACGGUGUUAAUACAACAGAAGAAGCUUGGCGCAGAAUGCUGUUGUAUUUCACCGGCCUCGUUAAUGUUUUGGUCACAGACUGGGUCAGAGACUUCUUGUGCUUCAAUACUGACUUCAACCAUUUUACAGUUGUCGCUGCAAGAGGAAAAUUAAAUCCUCUUGACAUUGUUAAGUGGGGUGAAAAGGCAGAACAUGAAGAUGAUAUGGCACAGAAGCCAGAAUUAUCACAAGAGCAUUUAGAAGUCUAA
Molecule: messenger RNA, 1044 nt
Organism: Trichomonas vaginalis G3
Lineage: Eukaryota; Parabasalia; Trichomonadida; Trichomonadidae
Product: ELMO domain-containing protein family
Exons: 1
Coding region: 1-1044 (347 amino acids)
Source: RefSeq, a predicted model, not a curated record